AUGUGCAACGCUGAAAAUGACGAUGACAGCUCUGUCCUCUGCAAAACCAUCUCAGAGUUCUCCAGACAGUGUGUCCACGCUGGCGGCAGGCCCCAACAAUGGAGGAAUGAAAGCUUUUGCUAUAUGAAAUGUCCAUACAACAUGGAGUUCAUGGAGUACAGCAAUCCAUGCACUGACACCUGCUCCACCCCUCAGGCCAGCCUGACAUGUGACAGUCACUACUAUGACAGCUGCCGCUGCCCUGCUGGAACUGUCUAUGAUGACAUCGGGGAUGGUGGCUGUGUUGUAGCCAGUAAGUGUCCCUGUAAGCACAACAACAAAAUCUUCCAAUCAGGACAGUCGUACACUCACGCCUGCAGAUCAUGUGUGUGUACAAGUGGCCAGUGGCGGUGUACGGAGAAGAACUGUCCAGGAGUCUGCUCCGUGGAGGGAGGAAGUCACAUCAACACCUUUGAUGGGAAAGUCUACACCUUCCAUGGGGACUGCUCCUACGUCCUGGCUAAGCCAAAUAAUGGCUCCAUGUACACUGUGCUGGUCAACCUGGUGAAGUGCGGUCUGGGUGAAAGUCGGACCUGCCUCAGAGCUGUAACUCUGAGCUUAUACAGCAACUCUGUGGUUGUUAAAAUUCAGGCGUUGGGUCAAGUCUAUGUGAACCAGAUUCUUUCUCAGCUCCCUCUGUUUACACCCGAGCUGAGUGUCUUUAAGCCAUCGUCCCACUACAUCCUCACUAAUUUCAAGGGGGGCAUUCAAGUGUUGGUCCAGCUGGUCCCCACGAUGCAGGUCUUCAUCACAGCUCAACCUUCACACAAAGGACAGACUGCUGGUUUGUGCGGAAACUUCAACAACAUAAUGAUUGAUGACUUCAGGACGGUCAGCGGGCUGGUGGAGGGCACCGCAGCAGCGUUCGCCAACUCAUGGAAAACUAGAGCAAACUGCCCCGACAUUAUACCACACCCUCUUGGAUACCCCUGUCGCCAAAGUGUCAGCAAAGAGAGUUACGCCCAGUAUUGGUGCUCCAAAAUAUCAGACCCUGAAGGAGUGUUUGCCCCGUGCCACUAUAUGGUUAGCCCUGACACCUACAGAGAUAACUGCAUGUACGACACCUGUAACUGUGAGAAAAGUGAGAACUGCAUGUGUGCUGCGGUCUCCUCGUAUGUCUACGCCUGUGCCACCGCAGGAAUCCAGAUCGAGGGCUGGAGGGACAACGUCUGUGGCAAAUUCAGCAUAUGUCCAGUAGGACAAGUGUAUCGCUACAACAUGACCAGCUGCCAACGUACCUGCCGGUCCAUCAGCCAGCCCGACUACUCUUGCCAGACCAAAUUCACCUCAGUGGACGGCUGUGGCUGUGCAGAGGGAACCUACAUGAACGAGGAGGGGAUGUGUGUGUCCAGUUCAGCCUGCCCCUGCUACGACAGUGAUGACAUCAUACCUGCUGGGCAGGCUGCCAGCAGAGACGGCGUCACAUGUUACUGCAGACAAGGAAAGUUGAGCUGUCCAGGAGAGACCCAGCUAACAUCCAAACCAACAUGCGUUUCCCCCAUGGUUUACUUUGACUGCUCUACUGCUGACCCUGGGUCCACUGGGACUGACUGUCAGAAGAGCUGCGGCACUCUGGACAUGGCUUGUAUCAGUGUGGGCUGUACGUCAGGCUGCAUGUGCCCUUCUGGCCUGGUGUCUGAUGGAGCAGGAGGCUGUGUCACUGAAGCCAACUGUCCAUGUCUGCACAAUGGACAGGCCUAUCAGCCUGGAGAGACUCUGACUGUGGAGUGCAACACCUGCACCUGCAAAAAACGGAAGUUCCAAUGUACUGAAAAAGUGUGUGAUCAAGUUUGUGGGAUUUAUGGCGACGGUCACUACACCACAUUUGAUGACAAGAGGUUUGACUUCAAUGGAGAGUGUGAAUACACACUCAUACAGGACAACUGUGGUGGUGGUCAGGGCAAUGGAAGCUUCAGCGUCAUGAGUGAGAACAUUCCCUGUGGAACCACAGGAACCACCUGCUCCAGGGCCAUCAAGAUCUUCAUGGGGGAUAAUGAAUUCCAUCUUAAAGAUGACAGCUUCCAAAUGGUAAAGGGCAGCAGUGAGGUGUUCCCUGCUCAGAUACAAAAGAUGGGUAUUUACCAGGUGGUGACGAUCAUGAAGGGACUUGUCCUCAUGUGGGACCAGAAGACCAGUCUUUUCAUUAAACUCAGCCCCAAGUUCCAGGGUAAAGUCUGUGGUCUGUGCGGAAACUACGACGGCAACAUCAGGAAUGACUUCACCACACGCUCCCAGGAGACAGUGGCAGACGUUCUGGAAUUUGGUAACAGUUGGAAGGUUUCAUCCACCUGUCCAAAUGCCCGGCUAGUCAGCGAUCCCUGUUCCACCAACCGCUACCGAGCAGCCUGGUCUCAGAAACAGUGCAGCAUCAUCACCAGUGUCACCUUCCAGUCCUGUCAUUCAAAGGUUGAUCCUGGUCCCUACUAUGAUUCUUGUGUGAGAGACUCUUGUGCUUGUGACACUGGUGGGGACUGCGAAUGUCUCUGCACAGCUGUGGCUGCCUACGCCAAAGCUUGUAAUGGAGCUGGGGCCUGCAUUGCAUGGAGAACUCCAAAGCUGUGCCCUCUUUUCUGUGACUACUAUAACAGACAUGGUGGCUGUGCUUGGCACUACAAGCCCUGUGGAGCUGACUGCAUGAAGACAUGUAGGAAUCCAUCAGGAAACUGUUCAGAGCUCAUCACUGGCCUGGAAGGGUGCUAUCCAAAGUGUCCCCCCAACAAGCCCUACUUUAACGAAGACAGCAUGAUGUGCGUUCCCUGGAACCAGUGUGGCUGCUAUGAUGACAAAGGCAACCAUUACGAUGACGGAGCUAAGGUUCCAGCAGAAAACUGUUACACUUGCUCCUGUACAGUCAAUAAAAUAAGCUGCCACUACGAUGUGAACUACUGUAAAUGCUAUGUUAAUGGCAAAACCUAUGAUUAUGGGGAAACCAUUUACAACACCACGGAUGGGAUAGGACACUGCCUGACAGCCAAGUGUGGAGUCAAUGGGACUGUUACCAGGGAAAUGUAUCCUUGCGCUACUGUGGCCACCCCUGGUCCUCCAACUACCCCCUUUACAUUCAGCACGACUGGACCGACCACUACAGUUGUUGUCACUACAUCACUGCCAACCACCACAAGUGGGACCACAGCAAGACCUGUAGAAACAACCACAUCUGAAGAGACAACUGCAAAGACAGAGACAACAAAAGCACCAACAGAAGGCACUACUAGCCCAGUUAUAAAGUCUACUACAGCUGUUGUUGAAACUACAACACCAAAACCAGGUGUCACAACAAGUCCUGAAACAACAGUCGUGACAUCAAAACCUUCCGUCAGCACCACAACCACUAAAGUUGUAACUGAAACAACUGUGAAGAGCACAACCAAAGGUGUUGAGACAACCACAUCUGAAAAGACAACUGCAAAGACAGAGACAACACAACCACCUAAAUCCACCACAAGUCCAGUUACAAAGUCUACUACAGUUGUUGGUGAAACUACGACCACGACAUCAAGCACUACAACAGAAGGUCCAAUCACAGAAUCGCAAAAAACUACAACUGCUGUUACAAAACCUUCAGUUGUUAACACAACUGUCACGAUCUUCACUAAAACUACACCAACAACAGGUACAACCUCCAUUGGACCAUUGACAAAGACACUUCCAGGCACCACAAAUGUUGUCACUACCUUACCAGCCGGAACCACACUUGUAUCUACAACAUUAUGUGUCUGCAUUCAUAAUGGAACUACGUAUAAUCCUGGGGAAGUGAUAUACAACCGCACUGAUGGCCUGGGGUGGUGUUACACUGCAUAUUGCAAUGCAAAUUGUCAAAUCGAUACCAAAAGCAGUCCAUGUGCAACACCAUCUACAACUGUUCCUGCCUCUCCUACCACUCCAUCAACAACCCCAUCUACAACUAUCGUGGACUGCAGUCAUUUGGUUCCACCACGACAGAAUGGAGACACCUGGCAGAUCGACAACUGCACCACAGCUACCUGCAUCGAUGGCAAAGUCGUGGAGACACCUCAUGUCUGUGCCACAGAAAAACCAGUCAUCUGUGCCAAUGGACGCACACCUGUCAAAGUCUAUGAUGAUGACGGAUGCUGUUCCCACGAUGAAUGUGAAUGUGUGUGCAGUGUCUGGUCUGAAAACCACUACAAGACAUUCGACGGAAAAUCAUACGAUUUCUACAAGAACUGCUCCUACUACCUGGUCAAAGAGAUUAUACCCAAAUAUAACCUGACAAUUAUAUUAAAUAACCGCGAAUGUGGCCCCUCAGACAGCUCUUUCUGUCCCAAGUCUCUCACUAUUACAUACGAAUCCUACACGGUGGUGUUGACUCAGUUGAAGAUUGGAGAAACAGUAACUUUUGCGGUGUAUGUGAAUCAGAAACGUGUCUAUCCUGCCUACAGCAAUUCUGCCCUACGCCUCACCGGCACAGAUAUGGCGGUCACAUUGAAUAUACCGGAAAUCAACACAGAAGUGAUCUAUAGGGAAUCCUCAUUCAGCAUUGAGAUUCCUAAUUCCCUCUUUGGCGGCAAAACUGAGGGACAGUGUGGAACAUGUGACAACUCCCAGACAAACGACUGUCGUUCUCCAAAUGGCCAGGUGGAAAGCUGUUCAGACUCUGCAGGCCAGUGGCACGUCCCAGGUACACCCUGUGUCGCCCCAACAACCCCACCAACGACUACGUCAGCACCCGGGACCACCCCAAAACGUCCACAAACAACAACACCAUCCCCUUGCAGACCUGCCAUUUGUGAUAUCCUAACUGGCAGUGUUUUUGAGAAGUGCCACUCAGUUAUACCCCCAGGAGAUUUUGUGAAAUCCUGUGUGUCUGACAAUUGCAACUAUGAAAACAAAACCUGCACCAGCCUGGAGGCCUAUGCCGCUGAGUGUUCUAAUGUAGGAAUCUGUAUCGACUGGAGGAAUGCUACUAACGGGCAGUGUGAGCACAAGUGUCCAGAUAACAAAGUGUACAGGGCCUGUGGACCUGAUGUAGAGCCUACUUGCAAUGACAGAUAUAACCAAAGGUUCCAGGCAAAUGACGGCACUAACUACAAUAAGGAGGGUUGCUUCUGUCCUCAUGGCACCAUAAAGUUCAACACAGUCUAUGACACAUGUGUUACCUCCUGCGAUUGUGUUGGACCUAAUGGAAAACCCAAACUGCCUGGUGAAACAUGGAUAAGUAACUGCCACAACUGUGUGUGUGACAACGAUUCAAUGAGCAUCCAGUGCGAGCCUAUUAAGUGCACAGAAGAAGAGACCCCCGACUGCAGCGAACCUGGUCAGGAGAUGGUCAACGUGACGGAGGAAUGCUGCACAAAACAUAGAUGUGAAUGCAACGUCAACCUGUGUCCCACAGCUCCCACUUGCGACUUGGGCUUCGAACUCAACGCCACCAAUGACGGCGUCUGUUGCCAAUCCUUCGAGUGCGUUCCUAAAGGUGUAUGUAUCUACGACAUGACUGAGUACAAGCCUGGUGAGAAGAUACCCACUGAUGAAGAGCCAACAGAACCACCACUGGAAGAACCAGUCGUAACAGAACAACCAGGAACAACAGCAGGGCCAUCAGGAACAACAAGAGCGCCAUCAGGAACACAAGGCCCAUCAGGAACACAAGGACCAUCAGGAACACAAGGACCAUCAGGAACUCAAGGUCCAUCAGGAACUCAAGGACCAUCGGGAACUCAAGGUCCAUCAGGAACGCAAGGACCAUCAGGAACGCAAGGACCAUCAGGAACACAGGGUCCAUCAGGAACACAGGGUCCAUCAGGAACACAAGGUCCAUCAGGAACACAAGGUCCAUCGGGAACACAGGGUCCAUCAGGAACAACAAGAGCACCAUCAGGAACACAGGGACCAUCAGGAACACAGGGACCAUCAGGAACACAGGGACCAUUGGGAACACAAGGUCCAUCAGGAACACAAGGUCCAUCAGGUACACAGGGUCCAUUGGGAACACAGGGACCAUCAGGAACACAGGGACCAUCAGGAACACAGGGACCAUCAGGUACACAAGGUCCAUUGGGAACACAGGGACCAUCAGGAACACAGGGACCGUCAGGAACACAAGGUCCAUUGGGAACACAGGGACCAUCCGGAACAACAAGAGCACCAUCAGGAACACAAGGUCCAUUGGGAACACAAGGUCCAUCAGGAACACAGGGACCAUCAGGAACACAAGGUCCAUCAGGAACACAGGGACCAUCAGGAACACAAGGUCCAUCAGGAACACAGGGACCAUCAGGUACACAAGGACCAUCAGGAACACAGGGUCCAUCAGGAACACAGGGUCCAUCAGGAACACAAGGACCAUCGGGAACACAAGGUCCAUCAGGAACACAGGGUCCAUCAGGAACACAAGGACCAUCGGGAACACAAGGACCAUCAGGAACACAGGGUCCAUCAGGAACACAGGGUCCAUCAGGAACACAGGGCCCAUCAGGAACACAAGGUCCAUCAGGAACACAGGGACCAUCCGGAACAACAAGAGCACCAUCAGGAACACAGGGACCAUCAGGUACACAGGGCCCAUCAGGAACACAAGGACCAUCGGGAACACAAGGUCCAUCGGGAACACAGGGCCCAUCAGGAACACAAGGACCAUCGGGAACACAAGGUCCAUCGGGAACACAGGGUCCAUCAGGAACACAAGGACCAUCGGGAACACAAGGUCCAUCAGGAACACAGGGACCAUCCGGAACAACAAGAGCACCAUCAGGAACACAGGGACCAUCAGGUACACAAGGACCAUCAGGAACACAGGGUCCAUCAGGAACACAGGGACCAUCAGGUACACAAGGACCAUCAGGAACACAAGGUCCAUCAGGAACACAGGGUCCAUCAGGAACACAGGGACCAUCAGGUACACAAGGACCAUCAGGAACACAAGGUCCAUCAGGAACACAGGGACCAUCAGGUACACAAGGACCAUCAGGAACACAAGGUCCAUCAGGAACACAGGGACCAUCAGGUACACAAGGACCAUCAGGUACACAAGGACCAUCAGGAACACAGGGACCAUCAGGAACACAGGGUCCAUCCGGAACAACAAGAGCACCAUCAGGAACACAAGGUCCAUCGGGAACACGGGGACCCUCAGGAACAACAAGAACUCCAUCAGGAACAACAAGAGCACCUUUCAAACCUGGACCCUGCCAGGAGUGUUACUGUGGCCCCAAAAUGGAUCCUGUCACCAAACUCAACAUCAUUACCUGCACACCUAUUGUCUGCGAUACAAACUGCGCUGAUGGUUACGAAUACGAGGCUGAUCCCAAAAAGUGCUGCGGAAAGUGUGUUCAGAAGAAAUGUAUUUUCACCACACCUGACAACACAACGAAAGUCAUUGAGGUCAAUGGCACUUACGUUCCACCUGGUGACAAGUGUGUGAAAUACACCUGUGAGAAGAUCAAUGGACAGUUUUUCACCAAGGAAACCACGACCUCUUGUCCACACUAUGACCCCUCUGAGUGUGAACCUGGCACUGAGACAACUGACGCUAAUGGAUGCUGCAAGAGCUGCAAGCCAAAGAGCAUCUGUGAGGUCAAGAGUAAGGAGACAGUCAUCGAGGUGAACAACUGCAGGAGCCCACAGCCAGUCAACAUGACGUCCUGCGCCGGACAAUGUGGAAGCUCGUCCAUGUACUCUGCAGCAGCUAACACCAUGAUGCACCAGUGCGAGUGUUGCCGAGAAGCCAAAACCAGUCAGAGACAGGUGGAGCUGACCUGCGCCGACGGCUCCAAGGUCCAGCACAGCUACACCAUGGUGGAGGCGUGCAGCUGCGCCAAAGCAGAGUGUGUGCCAGGAGUAACAUCCAAACCACAGCGCCGCAGGAGGCGUUGAUCCAUUACUCACUGCUUUAGAUGGGACUGAAACUUUACCAACACUUAACCUUAGCGCUUCCUAUUCAGGUUGUAUUAUUUAUAAACCAGCAUGUGCUCUUUUUCACCAUCACAAUAUAAUACUGUGAUGUAAACUUUCUUUGUCUGAGGAUUUCAGGGAUGAUAAUUAUUAAAGUUAUAUUUCUGCAACAUAAA
Epinephelus fuscoguttatus (brown-marbled grouper) is the source of this 8066-nucleotide messenger RNA. RefSeq names its product mucin-5B-like. The transcript is spliced from 43 exons. The record is from RefSeq and is a predicted model, not a curated record. Bases 1 to 7872 code for a protein of 2623 amino acids. Gene Ontology annotation, cellular component: extracellular matrix. Gene Ontology annotation, molecular function: protein binding. NCBI's taxonomy places the organism in Eukaryota, Metazoa, Chordata, Actinopteri, Perciformes, Serranidae.